Messenger RNA from Eucalyptus grandis, 1522 nucleotides. RefSeq names its product protein DEFECTIVE IN MERISTEM SILENCING 3. NCBI's taxonomy places the organism in Eukaryota, Viridiplantae, Streptophyta, Magnoliopsida, Myrtales, Myrtaceae. The transcript has 7 exons. The record is from RefSeq and is a predicted model, not a curated record. The coding region runs from base 65 to 1372 and encodes 435 amino acids.
GCGCGUGUGAGAGAGAGAGAGAGAGAGAGCGCGCGCGCCCCAUUUUCAACUGAACCCUCUUGCCAUGUCGACGUUUCAGUCAAACAACGACAGCCAGCCUUCUGUCAACACAACAGCAUUACCUGGCCAAGACUCGUUGGCGCUGGUGGUUGUUGAUCAGAAUGAAGUAUCUGCUAAUGCGAACAGCAGAGUGCCAGGUGGAGGUGAUUUACAGGCAUAUACAUCAACAAUUAACCAUUCUAAGAGACUUCACAAUGAUCUGCAGUCACUCGGUCUUAAAAUCAAAUGGCACGAGGAUAAAAUAAAAUCUCUGAGGGCUCAGAGCAACAUAUUAUAUGACUCUAUUCUUGAAAAGCGAGUCAUUCUUGGGAUGUAUCAUUCUUCUGCUGCACCUAUUGCUGAAGAUAGUAGCCUUUCCAAUGGAGGUGAGGAUGAAACAACUGAGCAAAUAUUGAAGCAUGAUAAAUCUGCCGCUGGAAUUUGGUGGCAACUUAAAAAUAUUCAUGGCACUCAGGCUCCCAUUCUUGCUUUAUCCAAGGACGUCAUUGGCAUAGCUGCUACUCUAGGCAAAGUUGACGAUGAAAAUCUUAGCAGGCUUCUUUCUGAGUAUCUAGGAGCGGAGAACAUGCUUGCCAUUGUUUGCCAGACUCGACAAGGCCUCAAGGCUCUAGAAACAUAUGAUAGAGCAGGCAGUAUUGAUGAAAGUGCUGGUCUUCAUGGACUAGGUUCUUCCAUCGGGAGGACUUUAAAUGGAAGAUUUCUGUUUAUUUGCUUAGAAGAUCUAAGACCAUACAUUGGUGAUUUUGUAGCCGAUGAUUCGCAGAGGAGGCUUGAUCUCUUUAAGCCCAGGUUACCGAGUGGGGAAUGUCCGCGUGGUUUCCUUGACUUCGCAGUCAAUAUGGUCAACAUAGAAACCACCCAUUUGGUUUGUUCAACACCCAGUGGUCAUGGUCUCAGGGAAACUCUAUUUUACCACCUUUUCUCUCGGACUCAAGUAUAUAGCACAAGGGUGGACAUGCUACGUGCUCGUCCUUUAAUUACUGAUGGAGCCAUCUCUUUGGAUGGUGGAAUAAUCAGAGCUCCUGGCAUGUAUUCCCUAGGCAGGCGGGAGGAUGUGGAUGUGAGAUUUCCAGUACCAUCAGGUGCAUCCAGUCGUCCUACAAAUUACCGUGAGAUAGAAAACCGGAUGAAGGACUUGAAGUGGAAAAGGGAAAAACUGCUGGAAGAUUUGCGACAAGAGCGACAAAUGUUGGAUCACGCUAAACUGGAUUUCGAGAGAAAGAAGCAAGAAUUUUUUAUGUUUCUUGGUCAAAGCUCUUCUUACGCAACCUGCCUGGGUAAUGCCCGAUCCAAUUUAACAGUGAUGCGUUAACCUUACUUUGAAAGACGUUAUAUAUAUAUUUUGGGAACGCUUCUCCGCUGGAUAGCACAUAUUGAUGUCUCUAUGGUACUAAUUUAGUGUGCAAAUUAGGUUCUUGCCGUUCUUUUAUAUAUUUUUAUGUGCAAUUUGAUUAGUAUGAAA